Messenger RNA from Acipenser ruthenus (sterlet), 825 nucleotides. RefSeq lists its product as uncharacterized. NCBI's taxonomy places the organism in Eukaryota, Metazoa, Chordata, Actinopteri, Acipenseriformes, Acipenseridae. The transcript has 2 exons. The coding region runs from base 1 to 825 and encodes 274 amino acids. The record is from RefSeq and is a predicted model, not a curated record.
AUGGGGAAGUUUAGGAAUAACUGCAACCGCUUCCGAUCUGGACCGCGCGUUCUUCACACCCCGGCCCCCGCUCCCGAUCUCAACCGCGCGUUCUUCACACCCCGGCCCCCGCUCCCGAUCUGGACCGCGCGUUCUUCACACCCCGGCCCCCGCUCCCGAUCUCCACCGCGCGUUCUUCACACCCCGGCCCCCGCUCCCGAUCUCGACCGCGCCUUCUUCACACCCCGGCCCCCGCUCCCGAUCUCGACCGCGCCUUCUUCACACCCCAGCCCCGCUCCCGAUCUCGACCGCGCGUUCUUCACACCCCGACCCCCGCUCCCGAUCUCGACCGCGCGUUCUUCACACCCCGGCCCCCGCUCCCGAUCUGGACCACGCGUUCUUCACACCCCGGCCCCCGCUCCCGAUCAGGGCCGCGUGUUCUUCACACCCCGGCCCCCGCUCCCGAUCUGGACCGCGCGUUCUUCACACCCCGACCCCCGCUCCCGAUCUGGACCGCGCGUUCUUCACACCCCGACCCCCGCUUCCGAUCUCGACCGCGCGUUCUUCACACCCCAGCCCCGCUCCCGAUCUCGACCGCACGUUCUUCACACCCCGGCCCCCGCUCCCGAUCUCGACCGCGCGUUCUUCACACCCCGGCCCCCGCUCCCGAUCUGGACCGCGCGUUCUUCACACCCCAGCCCCGCUCCCGAUCUCGACCGCGCGUUCUUCACACCCCGGCCCCCGCUCCCGAUCUCGACCGUGCGUUCUUCACACCCCGGCCCCCGCUCCCGAUCUCGACCGCGCGUUCUUCACACCCCGGCCCCCGCUCCCGAUCUCGACCACUAG